AUGUAUGUUCUGAUCGUCUCGACUAUCUUUACGGUUCUUGCAACCAUCUGUGUCAUUCUGAGGUUGUGGACGAGAUUCUGGCUUAUUAGGGCUCCGGGGUUAGAUGAUUUAUUCAUUACUGGUGCAUUGGCCGUCAGCCUUACAUUCUACGCCUUUACCUUACUCGAACGCCAUUAUGGCCUCGGGCAUCCCAAAGCAUCCCUCCCCCCACACGUUAUCAAAGGUCAACUACAGUUUCUCUGGCUUUCAAUUCCCUUCUACAAUCUCACCCUGAUCCUCUCCAAAAUAUCCGCCCUAUACCUCUUCGUCCGUCUCUUCCGCCCGCGCCCUUUCCUCCUCGCUACUUAUAUCACAAUGGGCUUCCUGGUCGUUGCAGGCCUAUGGAUGACAUUAAGCGGGUUCUUUUUCUGUGCACCCAUCCACUACUUCUGGGAUGUAUCCGAGGAAGUCCGCAAUGACCAUUGUCUGCCUGAAGGCCCUGUUUGGUUUACCAACGCUGGCAUUCAGAUUGCUACUGACAUCAUCAUCCUGAUUCUUCCUAUGCCUUUACUUUGGAAGUUGCAAAUGCCCCGCCGGCAGAAGUUUGGGGUUGUUGCUGUCUUUGGGCUUGGAAUUAUGGUCAUCGCCACCAGUUCAGCCCGUCUCUCUCAGUUAAGCAUCAUGGUCCACGAAAGGGAUUUCACCAAAACAAACUCCCAAGCCGUACUCUGGUCCUCCCUGGAAGCAAACAUAUCAAUAAUCUGCGCCUGCCUCCCACCCCUGCACCCCCUCCUCUCGCGAGUCUUCUCCUUCUGCUUCCUCCCCCAACCCCUCCACUCAUCCCCAGGCUCAAAAGCCGGUCACUCGCACACAACCCAAUUAACAGACUCCCGCAAACCAUCCAUAUACUCCCACUACAACUCAAACCCCAGCCCAGACGGCGGAGUGUGGUAUAAUGAACUCUUCACGCCCGGUCCGGCGAAUUACUCGGCUAGUAUUUCAAAGGAUAAUAACAAUGAGGACCCAGGGAACGAGGAUGGGAUUCGUGUUGUUCGGGAGUUGAGGAUGAGGUCGGAGGAGGUUCAUACACCUAUUUUGAGGACUGGGUCGCCUAGGGAGAGGGAGAGAGAUUUGGAGAUGGGGACGCUUGAUAGUCAUAGUGCUCGUGAAGGGGGUGGGGCGUCGAAUCCUGGUAUUGAGUGGGAUUUGGGGGACUUCGAGUUCCCUGAUUAUAAGGAGCGGAUGAAUGCUCCUAUUUGA
Molecule: messenger RNA, 1239 nt
Organism: Penicillium canescens
Lineage: Eukaryota; Fungi; Ascomycota; Eurotiomycetes; Eurotiales; Aspergillaceae
Exons: 6
Coding region: 1-1239 (412 amino acids)
Source: RefSeq, a predicted model, not a curated record